AUGGAGGACUACUUUGAGCAGGAACUGACGCCGGAGUUUUAUGCCCUCAACAUAACGGCCUUUCAGAUGGAGCGCACCAGCACGGCCACUUACGAUCAGAAGCAGCUGAACAUCUUCCUGGGCAAGGCUCGCGGUCAUCGAAUGCAGAGUGGUGGUGGCCAGCAGCAGUCCAAUGCCACGUUGCACUCCGCUGACUGUGCCUUCAUCUUUGACUCGGUUAAACUGCUGACCAAAUCGCUAUCUCAAGCUGUCGUGAACGGCAUUACCGGCCCAAUCAGCUUUGAUCCGUACGGUAAUCGAGAGAACUUCUCCAUCGACAUUGUCGAAAUCACCCUCAAUCGAACUGCAGAAAAGAUUGGUAAAUGGAAUUUGCGUGAAGGAAUUAGCCUGAUUCCCGUCAAACGCAAGAUGGAAGCCAAGUUCAAUCAAACCAACAAGGUUUACUACGUGACAAGUAUCCUCGAAGAGCCCUACUUGAUGCUGAAAACAGAGGGCGACAAUUUAGUGGGCAACAAUCGCUUUGAAGGGUACUGCAAGGACCUCGCCGAGCUGAUUGCCAUUCAGCUGAACAUCACCUAUGAGAUGCACAUUGUGAAGGACAAAAAGUACGGCGGCAUCAUCGCCUCGAACAACACUGAUGGAACAAAAGAGUGGAACGGGAUGGUGGGCGAGCUGAUUCGCCACGAGGCAGACAUUGCCAUUGCACCGCUCACCAUCACCUCAGUUCGAGAGGAGGCCAUCGACUUUACCAAGCCAUUUAUGUCACUGGGCAUCUCCAUUAUGAUCAAAAAGCCGCAAAAGAAGAAUCCAGGCAUCUUCUCCUUUAUGGACCCUCUCAGCUCAGAGAUCUGGAUGUGCAUUAUCCUCUCCUACGUGGGAGUGUCAGUUGUCCUCUUCAUUGUGUCUCGUUUUUCGCCUUACGAGUGGCGCUACGAGGACACUGUUUACGGGCCUCACGUCUCAAAUGACUUUUCACUUUACAACUCAAUGUGGUUCUCACUGGGAGCACUCAUGCAGCAAGGUUGUGAUGUCUAUCCGAGAUCGGUUGCCGGUCGAAUUGUCGGAUCAGUUUGGUGGUUCUUUACGCUGAUUCUCCUUAGCACAUACACCGCCAAUUUGGCCGCCUUUCUUACGGUUGAGCGAAUGGUAGCGCCAAUAAACUCUGCCGAUGAGUUGGCCAAACAGACUGAGGUUGAAUAUGGCGUUUUAAAAGAUUCCUCCUCGAUGGAGUUUUUCAGACGCUCUAAGAUUACGGUUCACAAGCAAAUGUGGGAGUUUAUGAAUAUUCGGAAGAACGUUUUUGUCGAUAGUUACAAGGAAGGCAUCAGACGAGUUCGGGAAUCUAAAGGAAAAUAUGCCUUUUUGAUUGAGAGCACUCACAACAAUUACAUCAACGAGCAGUUGCCCUGUGACACACUAAAAGUGGGUAGGAAUCUAGAUGCCAAAGGAUAUGGCGUCGCCACGCCACGAGGGUCUCCCAUUCGAGAAAAACUGAACUUGGCAGUUUUGUUUUUAAUUGAAAACGGCGAUCUGACACGUCUCGAAAAUAAAUGGUGGUACGACAGGAGUGAGUGCAAGGCUCGAGAGGCAAAGGAGACCAUUCAGAAUGCACUGACGCUCAACAAUGUGGCGGGUUGUUUUUACAUCCUAAUCGGCGGUCUCUUGGUGGCGAUGAUUGUCGCCUUGGUGGAGUUUGCUGCCAAAGCCAAACACGAUUCGUUGCGUUUCAACCUCUCAACGAUAGACGCUAUGAAGUCUAUUCUCAAUAUAUCCAUAACUGGAAAGCCGACCAAGAACAUUAGAGACAUGCAACUAAGGAACAAUAUGGAAAAUGAGAACAACUACGAAAUCACCGACGGCGGUGAAGAGCACUUUGAAGAUGUGCAAUAUCAUUAG
Messenger RNA from Rhagoletis zephyria (snowberry fruit fly), 1896 nucleotides. The record is from RefSeq and is a predicted model, not a curated record. NCBI's taxonomy places the organism in Eukaryota, Metazoa, Arthropoda, Insecta, Diptera, Tephritidae.